Molecule: messenger RNA, 2481 nt
Organism: Ictalurus furcatus (blue catfish)
Lineage: Eukaryota; Metazoa; Chordata; Actinopteri; Siluriformes; Ictaluridae
Gene: gjc1
Product: gap junction protein gamma 1
Exons: 2
Coding region: 878-2305 (475 amino acids)
Biological process (GO): cell communication
Cellular component (GO): connexin complex
Source: RefSeq, a predicted model, not a curated record
CAGUUUUAACUUACAGAUUGUAUAUGGUUUUAGCCUCGGAAAAAAAAUCCUCUGAUUGUAAUCUGGCUUCUGCGCAAACUGUGAGAGAAAAUGAUUUUAAAAGAAAGAUUAGACAAAGACUAUAGAGAGAUAUCUGAAAGCUUGAAUUUUUAACCGUCACCAAAGAUGGCAAGAUGAAUAGAGGACCAGAUAUUAGGAUGUGAUGUUCCUUGGAGCGUUGCACUCUGAGAUCAUAAAAGGAGACAGAAGGGGCUUUGAGGAGUAGAUAAGGUUGAGGAAGGGAAAUAUUUUAUUCUGUGUCGCAGGCUAUAGAAGGGAAAGCCCUUAAAGGGUCUGCAUUUAAUCCAUCCCAUCCCCCCAUCGCCACACUCACUCCUCCAAUCAUUCGUAUGGGAAAAUUUCAUAUUUCACCCCCUUUUCACCUAUCACCCUGCCCGUAAGCACAUUAACCCUUCACACAAACCUCCCUCCCAUCUCUGACCCAAUUUUGGGUAAUGAGGGGUAAGAGGGGUCCAUUGUGUGUGUUCCACAGAAGAGAGAGAAGAGGAGGAAACGAAAAGACAUGCAACCCCCCACCCACUUCAUUGUACACGCCGCACACACACACACACACACACACACACACACACACACACACACACACACACUGCAGUCCCACAUGGUUGUCAGAUUGUGCGUAUAAAUGUGGGGGUCUGUUUGCUUCCUGGUUUUAAGGGUAAUGGCUAAUGAUCUCGUAAAAGAAUGAAAAGGAAAGAGAGAAGAGCAGGGAGAUGAAAGGAAAAGGGGUGGAGAGGCAGACACAAAGAGGAGAGAUAACAGGGACACCCGAGUGUAUAGUCUGUGAACUUUGCCAUCUGGGACACUGUCGUCCGACGCCAUGAGCUGGAGCUUCCUGACGCGUCUGCUGGAGGAGAUCCAAAAUCAUUCCACACCGGUGGGGAAACUCUGGCUGACAGCACUGGUCGUAUUCCGCAUUGUGUUGACGGCAGUGGGCGGAGAGUCCAUCUACUAUGACGAACAGAGCAAGUUUGUUUGCAACUCAGGCCAGCCUGGCUGUGAAAACGUCUGCUAUGACUCCUUUGCACCGCUCUCACAUGUCAGGUUCUGGGUCUUCCAGAUCAUCUUCUCUGCCAUGCCAUCACUUCUCUAUAUGGGUUAUGCGGCUAAUAAAAUCUCCCACACCAAGGAGGGGCCAGGGACUGGGGAUGGGGAUUCAGCAGGAGGUGGAGCAGAAGGUGGGUACACACAUCGGAGGCCAAGGAAGCUUUACUUUGCGGCACGUCAGCAUCGAGCAGGGCACGAGAAUUCAGGGGAGGAGAGAGAGGAUGACCCAAUGAUCUAUGAGGUACCUGAGAUAGAUAGCACUCGAAGGGAGCUUGUUCCACCACGCCCCAAGCCCAAAGAGCGGCAUGAUGGGCGGCAGCGCAUACGGGAUGAUGGCCUGAUGCGAGUGUAUGUACUCCAGCUACUGACACGUUCAGCCCUGGAAGCGGCCUUCCUGGCUGGCCAGUAUCUGCUGUAUGGCUUUCAUGUAGCACCCAUCUUCGUGUGUACAGGUGAGCCUUGCCCGCACCGUGUGGACUGCUUUGUUUCACGCCCAACAGAGAAGACCAUCUUCUUGCGCAUUAUGUAUGGCGUCAGCUGCCUCUGCCUGUUACUCAACGUGUGGGAAAUGAUUCACCUUGGAGUGGGCACUAUCAAAGAUGCACUGCAAAAACGUCAUGCUGCCACAGCUGAAGAAGAAUACCAACUGGGCCUGCUGGGGCCCGGAGGCAUGUCUGACAGAGUAAGCGGGCCAGCACUCAGCGAAGGAGAAAUGGUGGAUGAUGUUGGGAACAGAGUCAGGGAGGCAGACUACGUGGGUUAUCCGUUCACUUGGAGUACCCCAUCUGCACCACCAGGCUAUAACAUCGUGAUGAAGCCGGAAGCCCUGCCCUACACAGACCUGAGCAAUGCCAAGAUGGCAUGCAAGCAGAACCGUGCCAACAUCGCACAAGAGGAGCAGCAGCAGUUUGGAUCCAACGAGGACAACUUCCCUUCGGCAAGUGAUGCUCGGCCACCACCAGUCAACGAGGAUGCUGUCCAGUUAGAGGCAGCUAUUCAGGCCUAUGCCCUCCAACACAGUGCCAGCAAUAGCCAUAAUGAGAUGCAUGACAACCAUAAUAAUGAUGAUAAGCCACAAAGUAACAUCCCCACUGUUCCUCAGAAAGAGAGGAAACAUCGGUUGAAACAUGGCAAAGUAGGCAGUGCUGGGAGCAGCAGUAGUAGCAAAUCUGGCGAGGGCAAACCAUCUGUAUGGAUCUGAGACUAUCUGUAGACAGUUCCAUUUUGCAAAACCUUGCCGUUUACAUAGAUACCCACACACACACGCACAGAUAAUACAGUUUUUAGGUAUACUGUAUACACUGUAUAUUUAUUGGUAUAGCAUAUAUUUUGUGCCUUAUGAUCCAGGGCAUUCUGGAUGAGUGAAAGUAUACUUUU